Messenger RNA from Erigeron canadensis, 881 nucleotides. Its product is annotated as protein AGENET DOMAIN (AGD)-CONTAINING P1. NCBI's taxonomy places the organism in Eukaryota, Viridiplantae, Streptophyta, Magnoliopsida, Asterales, Asteraceae. Bases 272 to 739 code for a protein of 155 amino acids. The transcript has 2 exons. The record is from RefSeq and is a predicted model, not a curated record.
CCAACGAACUUUUAUGUAUUUUAUUACUGUAUUUUGGUAGUUAGGGAAUUUUAAUGAGCAUUAUUAGGCCAUCAAUAAAAAAUAGUGAUUGUAUAGAAAUAGAAUAGCCCAAUAUAGAUUCAUGAUGAUUUUAUUUACACUCCAUUCACAUUUAUUAUGCAACCAAAUAUAAAAGCCCGACGAUACAUAAUGUUCCUUCUCCUCUCAUCGACUAUCAUCAGUAUUUUAACUUUUAAAGAGCCAAAACUUUUCUUUCCUAACUCCGAUUCCAAUGAGAUCCCCUAACUCCCACAAGAAGAAACAACCAUCAUCAUCUAAGCAAACAACAUUAACUUUUCAAAGAGGCGAACUAGUCGAAAUCGUAAGCCAAGAUGACGGGUUCGAGGGAUCAUAUUAUGCAGCAAACAUCAUAAGUUCACUAGGAAAUAAUGACUACAUUAUCCAGUACAAAACUCUUGUCAAAGAAGACAAUUCUGGGCUAUUAAGAGAAGUUAUGUCUGCAAACAACAUCCAAAAACUUCCUGACAAGAUUGAUGUGACUGACUUUUCCGUUGGAGAUAUCGUUGAUGCCUACGACAAAGACGGGUGGUGGGUCGGGAAGAUUGUUAAGAAAAGUGGUUCGAAAUAUUAUGUGUAUUUUAAAGGAAGUGGUGAAAGGAAUGCAUACCCUAUAAGUUUGUUAAGGGUUCAUCAAGAAUGGGUUGAUGGUAAAUGGGUAAGGAAUUGUUGCCAGAAAUAAGCAGUUCGUGUUUGUUUGUAUGUAAUGGUUUUUUCUUUCCUUUUUUAAAUCUGUUUGUUUCAGAAUCUUGGUGGUGGUUUAGAUUUUUGGAGUUUUGUUAUAAUAAUAAUGAGACAAUUAUGGGUUUCACUUGUUAUGGAAA